Molecule: messenger RNA, 642 nt
Organism: Nilaparvata lugens (brown planthopper)
Lineage: Eukaryota; Metazoa; Arthropoda; Insecta; Hemiptera; Delphacidae
Product: zinc finger protein 64-like
Exons: 1
Coding region: 1-642 (213 amino acids)
Biological process (GO): regulation of transcription by RNA polymerase II
Molecular function (GO): RNA polymerase II cis-regulatory region sequence-specific DNA binding; DNA-binding transcription factor activity, RNA polymerase II-specific
Source: RefSeq, a predicted model, not a curated record
AUGUGGCCUUCUAUCAGCGGCACUGCCAAUGCAACAGAAGUUGGUGGACUGGAUGCACAUUCAAUCUCUCCAGUGGAAAAGUGCACUGAGCAAACUGUAGCUGGUAAAGAGACCAAGCUCUACAGCUGUGCUGACUGCAGCUAUGAAACAACACGGAUUGAUGCUUUGAAGACACACAUUAGAACACACACUGGGGAAACACCAUUCAGUUGUAACUUCUGUGACUACAAAUGUGCUACUUUAGGUAAUUUGAAGAGGCACAUAAGAACACACACUGGUAAAAAAACAUUUAGUUGUAACUUUUGUAACUACAAAUGUGCUAUUUCAGCCAAUUUGAAGAGGCACAUCAGAACACACACUGGUGAAAAAACAUUUAGUUGCGAAUUUUGUGACUACAAAUGUUCUAAUUCAAGUGAUUUGAACACACACAUCAGAACACACACUGGUGAAAAACCAUUUAGUUGCGAAUUUUGUGACUACAAAUGUUCUAAUUCAAGUGAUUUGAAGAAACACAUCAGAACACACACUGGUGAAAAACCAUUUAGUUGCGAAUUUUGUGACUACAAAUGUGCUCAAUCAGGUGGUUUGAAGAGUCAUAUCAGACUGAAACACACUGCGGAAAAAGCCUGUGUGAAGAAAUAA